This is a messenger RNA of Fraxinus pennsylvanica, 597 nucleotides long. The record is from the annotation of a GenBank genome assembly. NCBI's taxonomy places the organism in Eukaryota, Viridiplantae, Streptophyta, Magnoliopsida, Lamiales, Oleaceae.
AUGGCGGCUAUUUCAUGUCACCUCUCCUCCGUGUCCUCGCCGGACUCAGUUUCUCUCUCUUCAACCUCGUCACUCUCUCGCUCCGCCCAUACGCUUCGACGAUUUCCCAGCGUCGCUGUCUCCUCUCCAGCAAUCCGUCGACGAAUCUCAUGCCAGACAGUCUCUUCUGCUCCUUCAUCCUCUGUCAAUGGAAAAGUUGUUCCUUUCCAUUUUGUGUGUGCUUGCCCUAAAGGUUAUGAGCCGGAUGCAAGGACAAUUAAGAGAGCACUAAAGGCUGGAGUUAGCAAAAUUGAGAUAACUAACGAUCCAAAGGAAGCUGUUAAAGGAGCCGAUUUUGUGUAUUCAGAUGUUUGGGCCAGCAUGGGGCAAAAGGAAGAGGCUGAAUAUCGCCGUCAAGUGUUUCAAGGUUUCCAGGUGAAUGAAGAGCUAAUGGAAUUAGCAGGUCCAAAAGCCUAUUUUAUGCAUUGUUUACCAGCUGAAAGAGGCGUGGAGGUUACCAAUGGGGUCAUCGAAGCCCCAAACUCUAUUGUCUUCCCCCAAGCUGAGAACCGAAUGCACGCACAAAAUGCAAUCAUGCUUCACGUCCUUGGGUUAUAA